GUUAUCACGGCCGGCAGACAGGAAUAAUGCCGAACAUGAAGCCCGUCACUUAACUGGGAGCUCUCAGGGUUUUGUUUUUUCAAGUCACCGCAGCUGCCGAAAAGUAGAGGGGGCCACACUGGGCAGGACUUGAGGAUGACUGAGGGUCCGAGGAAGCGGAGCAGCAGUGAUGGCGGCAGUCAGUCGGAGCCCCCAGGCUCCCAGUCAGGUGUGGGGAAAGAUACAGGAGGCAGCUCCGGGGUGGCUCUGAAAAAACAGAUAGGCCUAGUCAGCGCCUGUGCAAUUAUAAUAGGCAACAUCAUUGGAUCAGGGAUUUUUGUGAGUCCUAAGGGGGUCCUGGAAAAUGCAAGCUCAGUCGGUGUGGCCAUUAUUGUGUGGGUUUCCACUGGAGUUAUCACAGCCAUUGGUGCUCUCUGCUAUGCAGAGUUGGGUGUGACCAUCCCCAAGUCAGGGGGGGAUUACUCUUAUGUCAAGGACAUCUUUGGAGGACUGGCAGGGUUUUUGCGUCUGUGGAUUGCAGUGUUGGUUAUCUACCCCACUAACCAGGCUGUGAUUGCUCUCACCUUCUCUAACUACAUCCUGCAGCCCCUCUUCCCCUCCUGCAUCCCCCCGGAGAGUGGCCUACGCCUGCUGGCUGCUGUCUGCCUACUGUUGUUGACAUGGGUGAACUGCUACAGUGUGCGCUGGGCCACGUGUGUCCAAGACGUCUUCACUGCUGGCAAGCUUUUGGCCUUGGGUCUCAUCAUAAUCAUGGGUGCUGUUCAAAUAUGCAAAGGUCACUAUUACUGGCUGGAGCCAGUGCACGCCUUUGAGACCUUCCGAGACUACGAUGUCGGUCUGAUAGCUUUGUCCUUCCUACAAGGCUCCUUUGCAUAUGGAGGCUGGAACUUCCUCAACUACGUUACAGAGGAGUUGGUUGACCCAUACAGGAAUCUACCACGAGCAAUCUUCAUCUCUAUCCCUGUGGUCACCUUCGUUUAUGUGUUCGCCAACGUGGCCUACAUCACAGCCAUGAGCCCACAGGAGCUGCUGGCCUCCAACGCUGUGGCCGUGACAUUUGGAGAGAAAUUGCUAGGAGUAAUGUCAUGGAUCAUGCCUAUCUCUGUGGCGCUGUCCACCUUCGGGGGCGUCAAUGGCUCCUUGUUCACAUCGUCUCGGCUGUUUUUCGCCGGAGCGAGGGAGGGCCAUCUCCCACGUCUGCUGGCCAUGAUUCACGUCACACGCUGCACUCCUAUCCCAGCCUUACUGUUCACCUUGAUCUCCACUCUGCUGAUGUUGUGCACCAGUGACAUUUACACCCUCAUAAACUACGUGGGUUUCAUCAACUACCUCUUCUAUGGCAUCACUGUCGCCGGGCAGAUUGUGCUGCGCAUUAAAGAGCCCAACAUGUAUCGACCCAUAAAGGUAAGCUUGGUAUGGCCGGUGAUCUACCUGCUCUUCUGGGCCUUCCUGCUGGUCUUUUCUCUCUACUCUGAGCCCAUUGUCUGCGGUGUUGGUCUGGCCAUCAUGAUGACUGGUGUCCCUGUGUAUUUCCUGGGAGUCUACUGGGAAAACAAGCCACAGUGUUGUGAUAGUGCUAUUGGUAAAAUGACUCACCUGUGCCAAAAGCUUUGUUCAGUGGUUUAUCCGGUCCUGGAGGAGAAUCUGGCGCCCCAUGAGCCUCAGAGGAAAGAUGGAGAUGAUGAGGAUGAAGGAAGCCUCCGCGCAUAAACAAAGAGAGAAUGCCUCACAUCUUUUGGGGGUAAUAUGGCGCUUGGGGAAGACUCUCAGAAGUAUUGCAUACAUAAAUACAUAUUCACUUGUUCUACAGCACUAGAUCACCAUUAUUUCGAUGUAUGUUCUGGGAACACGCGUUAAAGAUGAAAUAUCACUUACUUGAAUUCAUGAAACACUGAAAUUAUGCAAGUCUUUUUCUUUUUUUUUUUUACAUUGGAAUUUAAAACCUUCUUCUUUUGUGUCUUAUUUGAGUGGGAGGUUAUGGGAAAAAGUUUUAAUAUGCAAGCUGUAUGUAUCGUUCAAGCUCUAUGCGUUGUUUAUAUUUUCAUCUCACUAUAGUAACACUAAAAUAAUAUUUCCCAGAUGGUUUAUGGGUUUUUAUUCUCACUGAACUCCUGACCAUGUUAUAUGCCAAACUGUAUUAAUUUAUUAAAAAGGUUCCCUUU
Molecule: messenger RNA, 2162 nt
Organism: Plectropomus leopardus (leopard coralgrouper)
Lineage: Eukaryota; Metazoa; Chordata; Actinopteri; Perciformes; Serranidae
Gene: slc7a8b
Product: solute carrier family 7 member 8b
Biological process (GO): neutral amino acid transport; amino acid transmembrane transport
Cellular component (GO): membrane
Molecular function (GO): L-amino acid transmembrane transporter activity; neutral L-amino acid transmembrane transporter activity
Source: RefSeq, a predicted model, not a curated record